Molecule: messenger RNA, 939 nt
Organism: Vigna unguiculata (cowpea)
Lineage: Eukaryota; Viridiplantae; Streptophyta; Magnoliopsida; Fabales; Fabaceae
Product: classical AGP protein
Biological process (GO): positive regulation of DNA-templated transcription
Cellular component (GO): nucleus
Molecular function (GO): chromatin DNA binding; transcription coactivator activity
Source: RefSeq, a predicted model, not a curated record
AUCCAGGAGGGGACAAGUAAAAUCUGGAAAGACCCGCGUGCAGGUUCAUCUAUCAUAGAGAAUCAAAGGGAGAACAGAGGGAGAGAGAAGAUUGAAGAUUGAAACUUGGAUCUGUGAGAGAGAAUAUGGCUUUGAAUCCUCAACUCUUUCCCAAUGGAAUGCCCGUUCCUUUCGUCAACGAGAUGUUUGUGCUGGCCAGAGACGGCGUCGAAUUCGAUAUCGAUAAGAUUCCUGCCUCUGGAAGUCAUGGGGGUCAUGUCAAAACCAAAGGAAUCGUCUAUUUGUCAAAUAUUCGGAUGGUCUUCGUUGCUAAAAGUCCAGUUGGGCAAUUUGGAGCUUUUGAUAUGCCUUUGCUUUACGUCCAUGGAGAAAAAUUUAACCAGCCAAUAUUUCACUGCAACAAUCUUGCGGGACAUGUUGAGCCUGUAGUCCCUAAUGACCAACACAGAGCACUUUACUCCACACAUUCAUUUAAGAUCAUAUUCAAAGAGGGUGGAUGUGGAACCUUCAUUCCCCUUUUCUUCAAUUUGAUUGCUUCAGUGAGGCAGUAUAAUCAACACUAUAAUAUGCAGCAGGCACAAUCUUAUGUGGAUCCUUUGCAGGCAGCUCAGACUCCUGUUGAUGAGAUGAUGAGACAUGCGUAUGUUGAUCCUAAUGAUCCCACGAAAAUAUUUCUGCAACAACCCAAUUCUGAUUCUGAGCUUAGGCGUCGAACGUAUCAGCCACAGGCAGAUGGGGGCCAUGUCUAAGUCUGAAGUUACACUGCCAUCAUCAUCACUCUUCAUCGUACUAUGUUUAUAUGAACAUUGUGUAUCAAUAUCAAAAUAAAUUAAAAUCAUAUGACAGACUAAGUGUGUGCUUGGAUGUAAAGUUUAUAGAAUUAAUCUUAGAUCAACGCCAUUUUAUACAAUUUAUUAUAGUUCGAAUUGAUUUGAGGUA